This is a messenger RNA of Peronospora matthiolae, 168 nucleotides long. The record is from the annotation of a GenBank genome assembly. NCBI's taxonomy places the organism in Eukaryota, Oomycota, Peronosporomycetes, Peronosporales, Peronosporaceae.
AUGGAGCCAAAGUCAGCACGCGAAGAGCGCUUUGCGGCGCAAUCCUGGGAAGAUCUCACCGCUUAUAACAACCUGGCCCUCGCACUAGCGCGCGAGCUUGCAGAUGUCUUCCCUACCAUUAUUACAGAGGUUUUACCGGCUGAUUCGCGGCUUACGGCACGCGAUUAA